GCGGAGACCAUUUCCUCUCGGGAAGCAGAAGGCCCCUCUCUCUUGUUGCCUUGCCACACAUACACACUCAUUUAUACAAAUAAACACACAUGAUCGACAGGGCGCAAAGUAACGUCAAGUCCACGCAGCGUUUUUGGGAUUGUCGACAAUUCAAGCCGCAGCAGCCGAUCCUGGAUGCUCCCCGCCGCAGUCACCCCCAUGGACCACCGUCGCUAGUUUGUCGCAGCCCGCUUGGUCGACGCUUUUUCUCGGGCUCUGAUGGUACCAGGUAAACAGUGAGCGCUACCUGCCCGAGGACACCUGCUGCCCACUUCCUCUCAUCAUGUCUGGGAGUCACGCGCCGUGGUCGACGGGCACCGAAUGCGUCGCCAAGUACAACUUCCAGACGGCCAACGAACAGGACCUGCCCUUCUGCAAAGGAGACGUGUUGACCAUCAUCGGAGUCACCAGGGAUCCUAAUUGGUACAAAGCGAGGAACGUCGUGGGCAGAGAGGGAACCAUUCCAGCAAACUAUGUCCAGAAGAGAGAAGGAGUCAAAUCAGGAGGGAAGCUCAGUCUCAUGCCUUGGUUCCACGGGAAGAUCACCCGCGAGCAAGCCGAGCGGCUGCUCUACCCUCCCGAGACGGGCCUAUUUCUGGUACGCGAGAGCACCAACUACCCGGGCGACUACACGCUGUGCGUCAGCUGCGACGGCAAGGUGGAGCACUACCGCAUCAUCUACCACAACGGCAAGCUCUCCAUCGACGAGGAGGAAUUUUUCGACAACCUCAUGCAGCUGGUGGAGCACUACACCAAAGAUGCCGACGGCCUGUGCACCAGCCUCAUCAAGCCAAAAUUGAUGGAGGGCACGGUGGCGGCGCAGGAUGAGUUCUCCAGGAGUGGCUGGGCCCUGAACAGGAAGGAGCUGAAACUCCUGCAGACCAUCGGAAAGGGAGAGUUUGGAGAUGUAAUGGUGGGCGACUACAGAGGGAACAAAGUGGCGGUGAAGUGUAUCAAAAACGACGCCACGGCGCAGGCUUUCAUCGCCGAGGCCUCAGUCAUGACGCAACUGAGACACAACAACCUGGUGCAGUUGCUGGGCGUCAUCGUGGAAGACAGGGGAACGCUCUACAUCGUCACAGAGUACAUGGCCAAGGGCAGUCUGGUGGACUACCUGCGCUCCCGAGGACGGACUGUGCUCGGCGGUGACUGCUUACUCAAGUUCUCACUCGACGUGUGCGAGGCGAUGGAGUACCUGGAAGCCAACAACUUUGUCCACCGAGACCUGGCGGCCCGCAACGUGCUGGUGUCGGACGACAACAUCGCUAAGGUCAGCGAUUUUGGCCUGACCAAGGAGGCCUCCUCUAUACAGGACACCGCCAAGCUCCCCGUCAAGUGGACCUCACCUGAAGCUCUGAGGGAGAAGAGGUUUUCCACCAAGUCAGAUGUCUGGAGUUAUGGGAUCCUCCUCUGGGAGAUCUACUCCUUCGGCCGUGUGCCUUACCCUCGAAUUCCGCUGAAAGAGGUGGUGCCCCGCGUGGAGAAGGGCUACAAGAUGGACGCCCCCGACGGCUGCCCGCCGGUGGUGUACGACCUGAUGAAGCAGUGCUGGACCCUGGACGCGACGGUGCGGCCGUCCUUCCGCAUGCUGAGGGAGAAGCUGCAGCAUAUCCGAGCCAAGGAGCUCUACCUGUGAAGCGGCGGGUGGGUGAUGACGAUAGGGGUGGGGAGUUUAGGAAGGGGGGAUUAAAAACCAAGGGACCACAGCGAACUUUUCUCCCCCCACCCCACCCCUGGAUACCCGCCAGCUUCCCUUAAAGGACCCACUUCCUGUUGGUGUUGUAAAGCUUUUGCCCAAUUGGCCGCUCUUUUCUUUCUUCUUGCUCCUCCUCUUCCUCUCCACCUCUGUUGAACACGGCAUUAAGUGGAGGGGAGGCUGGCCUUUUCCCUCCACCUUUGUCAGGUGCUCGCUCAACCCCCCCUCCCCCCAUCCCACCUUGCAUGUCCCACUGCCGCCUCAGUCGCUCGCCCUCCUCCCUCUGCUGGCCGUGGUGUCAGGUGUGGGGCCUUCGCUCUGUGCCAAAGUGCCUCCAGUCCUCCAGAGCUCCACAAAAACGCCGCCACUGUCUUUUAUUUGAAAUUGCCCUUUUUUUCAGGGAGGUUAUCAAACCAGUUUUCUAGUGCCGUAUCUCUUUUAUCCCAGUUUUUUUUUUUUUUCUUCCCUCUGCAUUUUGAAGCAUUUUUUUGGGGGUCCAGGAGCCAUGAGUGGCGGAAAUGGAGGAGCAGACGGGACGAGGACUUGGAGCAGCCUCUGAACGGUUCAUCAUACGUGGGCUUGUUUUUUUUUUAUAUCAAAUAUAUUUAAAGGAUUAAAAAAAAAAAAGACUGACUGGGACAGAAUUUAAGAAAAUAAAGGCGGACGGGGGCAGUUGGGGGACGGUGGUGCAUGAUGUGUGCGAGCGUGCGUGUGAGAGUUAGUGUGCGUGUGCGAGAGGCCUUCGGUUCAACUGUCAGUGCUUUCAAUGUUCAUUGUUUUAUUAUGCUAUCAUGAAUAAAUCAUUCCAUCUGAGUAGACAUGUGAAA
Messenger RNA from Syngnathus acus (greater pipefish), 2562 nucleotides. Its product is annotated as tyrosine-protein kinase CSK. The transcript is spliced from 13 exons. Lineage: Eukaryota; Metazoa; Chordata; Actinopteri; Syngnathiformes; Syngnathidae. Gene Ontology annotation, biological process: regulation of Fc receptor mediated stimulatory signaling pathway; adherens junction organization; protein phosphorylation. The coding region runs from base 323 to 1675 and encodes 450 amino acids. The record is from RefSeq and is a predicted model, not a curated record. Gene Ontology annotation, molecular function: protein binding; protein tyrosine kinase activity; ATP binding.